AUGGAAACCAUCAGAAACGCAGCAAACGCGGCCGCUAACUAUGUCGGCCUGGGCGGCACUACUGAAGAGAACAGAGAAGGUGAAUCCAGCCACAUUGCCGGUGGUGAAGCACCUCAGAACGUCGCUACUGGCACAUCUCAAUCCGGUGUCGAGCCUGUCUCUGGCAAGCUUGGUCGUGGAGAGGCUGGUGAGCCCUACGAUGCUGGAAAUGUUGACGGUGCAUCAGGACUUGGUGGUAGCACCGUCCAAAACACUUCUUCAGACUACACUUCUCAAUCGACCACUGGCUAUGGUAGCGGUCUGACCGGCUCGAACACUACCUCAUCCAGAACCACCAAUUCCCAGCCUCUCUCAGAAAAGGUUCGUGAGACCUUUGGGGUUGGUGGAGGAGACAGACAUGCCGGUGGUCUGGGCAGUCGCGAGGACGGACCUGGAUAUGGCACUUCCUCGAAGCGUGACAAGGACAACUCUCUCGGCUCUGUUGUCGGACACGGAUCCAACCCUGACAAGUACUUGUACAAUGCAAAGACAGCUCCUGGACUCGGUGGACAUCGCAUUGGCGACGACUUUACCGACAGCAACACUAGACAUGAGGGUGCCGCAUCCCUUCCUUCCAAGCUAGGAUCUGAUGCUGCUGCUGGCAAGUCUGGAGCUCAAUCUUCGUCUGGAGGCUUGACAGGUCGCUCCGGUAACGACAGCUACUCCUCUGGCACUGGUGAGACUCUUACUCAGAAGGCCAAGGACUACCUGCCUGGCACCAGUAGCCAGUCGAACACCCAAAACGACUCAGCUCUCGCUGGCGCUCAGGAGGUGAUCGGUAGUUCUGGCCGCAACGAACCUGGUUACGGAAGCUCUACCUACGGAUCUAGCAACACCUCAACCCUUCCUGUCCGUACUCAUGACUCGUCUUCGACCACAGCCGACAGCCUUACUCCAGGAAAUGUCAGCGGAGCUAGCUUCGGAGGCACUGGAUCUGGCCUCACUGGCACCUCAUCUGGUACUGCCGGCGGUCUGACCGGCUCGAGCACUACUGGCAUGAGUCAAGUCGCUUGUGAAGAAGAGCGUGAAGGCUACAAGCCUCACGGUGGCCACCCCAUCGGCGAGGCCGCUCACGUCGAUGGCAAGCAGACUUGGCUCGACUACCGCAACGACCCUAACCUCCCCGUCGCUCGUGCUGAGCCAGGCGAUUUGUAA
Molecule: messenger RNA, 1194 nt
Organism: Aureobasidium melanogenum CBS 110374
Lineage: Eukaryota; Fungi; Ascomycota; Dothideomycetes; Dothideales; Saccotheciaceae
Exons: 4
Coding region: 1-1194 (397 amino acids)
Source: RefSeq, a predicted model, not a curated record